Molecule: messenger RNA, 1578 nt
Organism: Jaminaea rosea
Lineage: Eukaryota; Fungi; Basidiomycota; Exobasidiomycetes; Microstromatales
Exons: 2
Coding region: 1-1578 (525 amino acids)
Biological process (GO): protein modification process
Cellular component (GO): P-body
Source: RefSeq, a predicted model, not a curated record
AUGGCUUCGACCAGCUCAACAAGUCUCCCAGGCGUCGCCUUCGUCCAUUUCCCAGACGCUCAGUACACUCAGCGUGCCGCCCUCCGUGCCGCUCAAGCUGCACUGGAGCCGCAAGGAUGGCGAGUCGUGUCGCCUCAAGACGAGGAAGACGGUGACGCUUUGCGUACGGCGCCCAAGACGGAGGAAGAGGCCUCUGCGUGGAUUGACCGAGUGAUGGCAGGGCAACUCAAGACACACGAUCACGUGAAGCGUAUUGCCCUCUUCAUGGAUUACGAUCUGAUCCCCUGGGACUUGGUGCAAGGGCGCGGCUACAUUGCUGCCUCCUCUACCUCUACCGCUUCCGAACCCUCUUUGACCUGCGUACCCGUCUCAUCAAGCUCCUACUGCAUCCGCAAAUCCCUCAUCCGCAAAAACUGGCUGCACAACUCCGUCCAUGCCCACUCUGUCAAAUCUUCCGCUUCUCCCUCCCCUCUCACCCUCCUGCCGCGCACAUGGAGUAUUGACCUCCAAUUUGCCGACGAUCUAGACGAGCUGCUCAUCGAUGAGCUCUACGAUCUUGCGGAGCUCUUAGAGCAGGGCCAAGAAGAGAGAAGGAGGUGGUUCAUCUUGAAAGCAGCAAUGGCGGAUCGAGGCAUGGGGAUCAGGAUCUUUAGUAGCUUGGAUGGGUUGAGGAGGAUUCUAGAGGAGUUUGAGGAACAAGAUGAAAGUGAGGACGAAGAGGAGGACGAGGCAGCAAAGUCGUCGUCGUCCUCAUCAGCCGUUGCGCUUGGCCAGCUCAGGCAUUUCGUCAUUCAGGAAUACAUUUCCUCGCCUCUCCUCAUCGCACCACCACCAUCUACGUCGUCUGCAACCCCACCUCUUCGCAAAUUCCACCUUCGCGCCUACGUCAUCUGCGUAGGCGGACUGUCCGUCUACCUCUGCGACGAGAUGUUGGCGCUCUUCGCGCCGAGGAAGUACAGCCUGCCACCGCACGAUGACGACGACGACGAUGCAGAACGGGACACGACUGGAUGUGAUAUCGACACGCGGGUGCAUCUGACGAACACUUGCCUUCACGCCCAAGAAGGAGACGAGGAGACAGGUCAAGGCAACGUGCACCUCCUUUCACGACUUUGUGACGAGGAUGCAAGUUGCGUCUUGCCUCCCACUGCCUCGUGCUCCUCCUCAUCAUCGAGCACCCCACCUCCCCGCCCACUCACCUCUCCCGACCUCGCGCACAUCCGACAGCUCGCUGCCACAACGAUCGGCGCCGUCUUCUCAUCGGCAGCUCGCGGCGCAGGUGCAACAGGGUGGCAGUGCUGGGAUCAAGCGUGGGAGGUGUUCGGCGUCGAUCUGCUCGUUGGGCGAGACGUAGAGGCCGCCGAGGGUAGUGACGCAUGGAGGAUGUGGCUGCUGGAGGUCAAUGCUCAGCCAGACUUUGCUCAGAGUGGGGAGGAAUUGCAGAGCGUCGUGGAGAAGGCGUUGAAGCGGGCUGUUGAGGUGGGAGUGUUGCGACGCGAGGACGAGGGCUGGAAAGUUGGGCAGUCGCGCGACGGGAUCACUCUAUGUCACUCGGAGAAGAUGAGAGGUGCAUGGUAA